Myotis daubentonii (Daubenton's bat) is the source of this 492-nucleotide messenger RNA. It is a transcript of the gene FERD3L, whose product is annotated as Fer3 like bHLH transcription factor. Gene Ontology annotation, molecular function: DNA-binding transcription factor activity, RNA polymerase II-specific; protein dimerization activity; RNA polymerase II transcription regulatory region sequence-specific DNA binding. Gene Ontology annotation, biological process: regulation of transcription by RNA polymerase II; developmental process. NCBI's taxonomy places the organism in Eukaryota, Metazoa, Chordata, Mammalia, Chiroptera, Vespertilionidae. The record is from RefSeq and is a predicted model, not a curated record.
AUGGCGGCGUACCGGGAGAGCUGCGUGGACGCCACGGUGCUGGACUUCGUCGCAGACCUGUCCCUCGCCUCCCCGGGGCACCCCCUCCUCUGCGACUUGGCUCCCGGGCUCCACUUCGGGGACCGAGGCCUGGCGCUCCAGGAGGGACGACCCAGGGGCCUGGCGCCCUUCGAGGAAGAGGAUCCAGACGAAGAGGAAGGUGAAGCAGACGAGGGGGAGGAGGAGGAAGAGGAGCCCGGGAGGAGCGCCUCCCUGCUGGGCCGCCCGAAGAGGAAGCGGGUGAUCACCUAUGCCCAGCGCCAGGCCGCCAACAUCCGCGAGAGGAAGCGCAUGUUCAACCUCAACGAGGCUUUCGACCGGCUGCGGAGGAAGGUGCCCACUUUUGCCUACGAGAAGAGGCUGUCCCGGAUCGAGACCCUCCGCCUGGCCAUCGUCUACAUCUCCUUCAUGACGGAGCUCCUGGAGAGCUGCAAGAAGAAGGAAACCCGCUGA